This is a messenger RNA of Colias croceus (clouded yellow), 2026 nucleotides long. RefSeq names its product protein yellow-like (gene Y-b). Gene Ontology annotation, cellular component: extracellular region. The transcript has a single exon. The record is from RefSeq and is a predicted model, not a curated record. Lineage: Eukaryota; Metazoa; Arthropoda; Insecta; Lepidoptera; Pieridae. Bases 72 to 1418 code for a protein of 448 amino acids.
AAGCCUGACCGUCAGUCGCAUUACUCGCGCCGGCCGUGUUGCACGCUCCACACUCCGCGAUUACACCGACCAUGCUGUUGCUGGUCCUCUUCACCGUCGUCGCCGCCGUGGCGGGACAAAAUGAUAAACAAAUGCCUAAGUCCAUUGUAACUCACCGGGAACAAUUUCGUGUGAUUUAUGAAUGGCAUUCUAUUGACUUUACAUGGGAAUCUCCCGAAGAUCGUGAAGCGAGUCUAAAUAAUAGCAAUUACAUUCCCCAAAACGUCCUCAUAUCGGGCAUCAACUACUAUGGUGAUAAUAUAUUUUUAACUUUGCCGCGUAUGCUCAGCGGAGUGCCGGCGACUCUCGCUAUGAUUCCUGCGCAUCAGAAUGAAACAACCGCGCCGAAAUUGAAACCUUUUCCGAGCUGGGCUGAAAAUAAAGUCGGUGAUUGUGCUUCUCUUCAGUUUGUGCAAAACAUUGAAAUUGACCGCAAUGGAAUAAUGUGGAUACUGGACAACGGUCGAGUUGGAACACUUACUCAAAAACCGGAUCCGAAAUGCCCACCAUCUAUUGUUUUAAUCGAUUUAAAGACUGGAAAGAAUGAAAUGGAGCGCAUCCCACUACCCAGCGAAAUAGUUGACCCCAACACAACUUACCUGAACGACCUUGUAGUGGAUAAUCGCGAUGGAGAUUAUGCAUACAUAACGGAUAAUAGUGCUGUGGAUCCAGGUAUCAUUGUUUUCCGUAGAAGUGACAAGAAGACAUGGAAGCUACGUGAUAAGAGGUCAAUGUCGUCCGUUCCGGAGGCAACGCUUUUCCGCAUCAAUGGCACUACGGUAAACCUGCCAGUGAAUGUGGAUGGUAUCGCUCUCGGCCCGCAAUUCCACGCUGAAAACGACACCAUCGACCGCACAGUUUACUACUGCCCACUUGCAAGUUUUCAUUUAUAUGCAAUUAACGCAUCCGUCCUACAAAAUGAAUUAUUGGGUGAAAAAGGUGAAGGAGCUAUACGUCCAUACGUCGUCGACUUGGGAACCAAAGCAUCCCAAACCGAUGGAAUGAAGAUGGAUUCAACCGGAAUACUCUUUUACGGUCUCAUUGGUAACUCGACCAUUGCGGAGUGGAAUACCACAGUUGAUUUUCAUGUCGGUCAACGUACGAUUGCCCGCGAUCCAAAUUAUAUCCAAUGGGUCGAUCGUUUCACUUUCGAUGACCGUGGACAGCUUUACGUUGUAGUCAAUAGAUUGUACAAUUUCGUUAAAAAUCAAGUUUCUGUAGAUGAAGUAAACUAUAGAAUAUUAAGGUCUUAUACAGGAUUGAAAAGUUAUGUUUACGGUGAAGAUUUGACCCCACCCUCCGGCCAUCACGGAGCGGGAGCAGCACCGACAAUUGGUGCUUCUUUACUAUUACUUGCAAUUGCUCAACUUUUAGUUUAAGAAUGUAAAACCGGUCGAAAAUUACACAUAUUUACGGCGUCGACCGCAACGUGUGUAUUGACGUUCGGAGAAACAUGUGACAUUACCAAAAAUUAACAAGUUACCUUGACCCCGAGGUCUCAGUGAUACUGAUAAUACGCAAUGUAGAUAGCUUUGUAUAUUUUGUUUGUAUAUUUAGUUUAGAUGUAUUAAGAUUAUUCAGUGGCCUAUUCAUGGCGGGUCAGAAACGUGUCGAAGACGAGUCGUGUCACUGUUCGUUGCAGCUGAAACAAAAGGUCGGGGACGCGUUGCCAAAUGCCUCAAUUCGCUCAACAAUAAACAUUCCAGCUAUUUCUGUAGGAUACGCGACAUGUGCGUGACACACAUAACAUUUUACAUUCGUUUAUGUACGGAUGCAAGACCAAUGAUUUUUGUUAAGAGUAUUGUAUAGUCUGCUACUUCCGUCAUUAUUCCGUUCGCGUAAAUACGGCAAAGCCCAUUAUUUAUCAUAUUAGAUGUAAUUGAUUUUAUUAAACUUAUAAAUUAAGGAAUAAUAUGUGUAAUGUAUGAAUGUAUACGGAUAAGCGUGAUAUUUGACGAGAAAUAAACGUGUUUAUCAUAUUAUGGUA